Coccinella septempunctata (seven-spotted ladybird) is the source of this 1338-nucleotide messenger RNA. RefSeq lists its product as uncharacterized. The record is from RefSeq and is a predicted model, not a curated record. The transcript has a single exon. Lineage: Eukaryota; Metazoa; Arthropoda; Insecta; Coleoptera; Coccinellidae. Bases 1 to 1338 code for a protein of 445 amino acids.
AUGUCAUUGUUUGAUUUUGAGAACAAGUCAUUAAAUAGAAAAAUCAGAGAUUUCAAUGAAAAAACCAUAAAAAAGAUCUUGAGUUUGGAAAUUUGUCAGGUCAAUUAUAAGAUAACUAAACUUGAAAAAGCAAACAAACGUUUACAGGAUGAAUUACAUCAUGUAUCAGAACUUGAAGAGUACAUACGUAAAACAAAGAUAUCUUACAACAAAAUAUUCUUCAAGAUCCAAAAAGUCAACUUAAAUAAGAUUAGAUGUUUAUCUAAUGAAAGUAGAAACAAGGCGAAGAUACAAGAUAGGUGGAUGAUGAACUUGUCAAACAGGGAACUUCCUGAAAAUGUAAAAAAUCUUCUAUCACUAGGCACAAAGUUCUCAUUACCGAUGACAAAAAAUGAUGUAAAAAUAGAUGAAUUAAUAGCAGACGUGGAAAAUAUUCUACUGACAGUACCAGAAAGAAGAAAAGAUACACAGAGAGCAAGAGUAACCAAUGUGAUUACAAAUUUCAUUCAUAAGAACAUUGAAGUAAACUCUCCCAUGACUAGAUGGUAUCAUGAGACGAAGGUAUUUUUGAAGAAUAAUGAAGACCUUAUAGUGCUCAAUAGUGACAAGGGAGCAGUGACAGUAAUUAUGGACAAAGCAGAAUACGAAGACAAAAUACAAACACUCUUAAACUCAGAUGAUUUCAAACUAUUGCCAAGGGACCCAACACAAACUAUACAAACUCAGUGUAACAAGUUCAUAACUAGGCUCGUGGAGAAAAAUUAUAUUACAGAGCAGCAGGCGAAAUCAAUGAAAACUUACAAUUCGGUGGCUCCACGAAUUUAUGGAAAUCCCAAAGUGCACAAGCCAGGUAAUCCAAUAAGACCUAUAAUUUCGAGUAUUAAUAGUCCAAUGACAUCUCUUUCACGGUUUAUGGCGUCUAUUUUAAAGGCAGCCUACAAUACAGAUAAUGAUUUUUACAUAAAAGAUAGUUUCCAGUUUUCAGAUCAGAUUAAUAAUUACAUAUUACCGGAUAAUUACAAAAUAGUGUCUUUUGAUGUGGUUAAUCUGUUUGGAUCUUUAGAAAAAAAUUUGAUUGUUGGUGUUCUGAAGAAUAAAUGGGAGGAUAUAAAGCAGCACACAUCGAUGGAUGAAGAUACUUUCUUUGAGAUAAUGUCCUUUCUCCUGGACAAAAACUAUUGUACGUUCAGAGGGAAAUUCUAUUCUCAGAUAGUCGGUUGUGCGAUGGGAUCGGAACUAAGUCCUAUAAUAGCACAAUAUGUGAUGGACGAUUUAGUGAUUCAAUCGUUAUUGAAAUUAAGGUUCAUUAUUCCAAUAUUAAAAAAAAUUUGUGGAUGA